Messenger RNA from Penicillium atrosanguineum, 1158 nucleotides. Its product is annotated as intradiol ring-cleavage dioxygenase. The coding region runs from base 1 to 1158 and encodes 385 amino acids. The record is from RefSeq and is a predicted model, not a curated record. The transcript has 4 exons. Gene Ontology annotation, molecular function: ferric iron binding; oxidoreductase activity, acting on single donors with incorporation of molecular oxygen, incorporation of two atoms of oxygen. NCBI's taxonomy places the organism in Eukaryota, Fungi, Ascomycota, Eurotiomycetes, Eurotiales, Aspergillaceae.
AUGGUUCACAUUAUUUCUGCUGUUGCUGUCGGCCUUCUUGGUCUGACCAGCGUUGUGUCCGCUCAUCCCGGCCACGACCAUGCCGCUGAAGCUGCCGAGCGUGCAGCCUUUGUCAAGAGCUCGUCCCUUCAGACUCGCAGCCUUGCCAAUUGUGCCUCUCAGCUCAAGGCCCGCGGUCUCGAGAACAAGAACGUUGCUCGUCGUCAGGCUGCUGUGAAGCAUCUUCGCCGUCGUCGUGGAAUCAACACCCAUGCCCACUUCAACAAGGCUCGAUCCCUGGAUAGUGUCCUGAACACCGACCACCACUCCAACCUGACUCAGGUCGACAUGUCCACCGACCCUAGCAUCCUCUUUGGCUCCGAGGCUACCUGCAUCCUGGGUCCUGAUGUUACCCAGGGACCGUACUACGUCACCGGUGAACUGAUCCGCGAGAACAUCGUCGAGGGCCAGAAAGGUGUCCCUCUCUACAUGGACAUCCAAAUGAUCGACACCAACACCUGCAACCCCCUCCCCAAUGUCUAUAUGGACAUCUGGCACUGUAACGCCACCGGCGUCUACUCAGGCAUCCAGGCCAACGGCAACGGCAACUCUGCCGACGCCGACAACCUCGACGCAACCUUCCUCCGCGGCAUCCAGGCCUCCAACGCCGACGGCAUCGUCCAAUUCACCUCAAUCUUCCCCGGCCACUACACCAGCCGUGCAACGCACAUCCAUGUCCUCACGCACGCCGCAAACGACACCUCCGUACAAGCAAACUCAACUCUCUCAGACCUAUACACCGCGCACUCGUCCCACAUCGGCCAACUCUUCUUCGACCAAGAUCUUAUCUCUGCCGUCGAGAAAACCUCUCCUUAUUCCACCAACACUCAGGAUCUGACUACGAAUGCGAACGAUAGUAUCCUGUCCGAGGAGGCGGAUACCAUCGAUCCAUUCAUGGAGUACGUCUACCUUGGCGAGGAUGUGAGCGAUGGUAUUUUCGCUUGGAUCAAUGUUGGAAUUGAUUCGACUGAGGAUAGUGAUGUCACCCCUGCGGCGUAUUACACUGAGGAGGGCGGUGUUGAGAAUGAGAGCAGUGGUAUGGGUGGUGGAUCUGGUUCCCCGCCUGGUUCUUCUUCCUCGAGCACUUCUAGUGCUGCUGGAGUGAAGAGUACCGCUUAG